Gaeumannomyces tritici R3-111a-1 is the source of this 2670-nucleotide messenger RNA. RefSeq lists its product as hypothetical. Gene Ontology annotation, biological process: transmembrane transport; metal ion transport. Bases 360 to 2429 code for a protein of 689 amino acids. The record is from RefSeq and is a predicted model, not a curated record. The transcript has 8 exons. NCBI's taxonomy places the organism in Eukaryota, Fungi, Ascomycota, Sordariomycetes, Magnaporthales, Magnaporthaceae. Gene Ontology annotation, molecular function: metal ion transmembrane transporter activity. Gene Ontology annotation, cellular component: membrane.
ACGCCCUCCUCCAAUAGCGGUCCAGCCACAACGUGCGCCACGUCACUAGCACCGCUGGCUGAACAACUGGAAGCUACAGGUGGCCGCCAGUCUGAGAUGCGCAGACAACAAGCGCGCUUUCACCGGGCGCAGCCAUGUUCUGUCGCGUGCCACCCUUGUCCCCUCUUGCUUCUUCUACGCGACCAAAAGAAAUGCCAAAUGCCCUGGCGCGAGAGCACAAGACGCUGGACUCUCCCAGCCGCCAUCGCCUUGGACACCACCACCGUUGAGGCGCGACUAGUCCAGCGACUCGACCCAGCGCCUGGAUAAGUUCCCAAACCGCCGGUAACCAGUAACCAACAGCAGCAACCGCCGCGGCGAUGGCCACCUCCCCAGCGGCAAGCGGUGUGACGAUCAAUCUCGAGCGCCAGGCCAACGCGCCGCGCCUGCUCAAGGGCGAGGGCGUGCGCUGCCACCUGCACGACUUCACCCUCUCGCCGGGCGCCCGCGACGUCGACGUGAGCAUCGAGGAGAUCACGGUCGAGGACCUCCUCGAGGGCCGGGAGGACAUCCCGCCCAGCGCCAAGAACAGCGUUUUUCGCUGGCUUCACGUUCCCGUGAACAACAUGGCGUGGGUCGAGCCCUGCCUAGAGAAGAUGUCAGGUCGUCCGCUCGAGGACAACGUCAAGGAGUGGCGGCGCAAGCUGAGCAGGCCGAACCUGGCCGGCCCCGUCCCUCCGCACUCCCAGUUCAUGGAUCCGUCGUGCGAAUCGGGGCUCCGUGGGCUCCGACGUGAAAGCACAAACAUAUCGAGGAAAAGUACCAUACCCAUGGAGCCAGAUUCUAUUCCGAGUAGUUCGGGGGCAAAAGACCCCAAGAGUAGUUCCAUGGAAAAUCUGCCCCAGCGUGCAACCACUGUCCAGAACAAACCCAUCGAAAGGCUGAAGCGGCGUCGGUCCACGGGAAGCCUGGGCUGGAAUGGGGACCAGUCAGACAGCGACGCCAAGGGCUGGGUCUCUCUGUUUCUUCCCUACCUCAACUGGGAGCAGUACGGCGAAUAUGUCCGCAUGGGCCCGCACUACGAGAUGGCCAAGCACUUUUGGGAGCAGUACAUGGUCCAGGGCGUCGAUUUCCUCCCCUCGGAGCCCGUCUGGUUCCGUGGGUCCCCCUUGCAUCUCCGCCGGUCGCUGGACCAGUUCUUCUACACCUCCCUCAGCGACACGCGGGCCCGGGACGCGGACCAGACCGUCUCGAAAUGGACCGGCGCAUACGCCGGCGAGGAAGGGCGAGACAGGGCCGCGCGCGACAGCCUGCUUCUCAUCGUGGACCAGAUCUGGGUGUGGAUCCUAGACGACCGCUCCAUGGUAUCCUUCUUCCCCUCGCACGAGUUCCAGCACCGGGGCGAGACGGCACGCUUCGCCGACGUCUACAACAGGGUCUGCGACCAGUCGGGCAAGUGCCGCACCGUCUACGACCUCUACUCGCUCGUGGCCGGCAACGCCGUGACGUCGCUCUUCGCGCCCGAGAACCGCGUCUUCGGCGACGUGCUGGGCAUCUACCGCUGGGCCAUCGGCAAGAAGGCGGCCCAGCAGACGGUGCUAUUCCAAAAGUUCUACGACUCGACCGAGACGCGCUCGACGAGCUUCAGCAGCCGCGGCGAGCUCAAGCUGACCAUGGAGGUGUCGGACAUCCUCGAGGAGCUCACCAUCCUGCAGCGGCUCAUGGAGGAGCAGGAGGACGUGCUGCGCGCGCUGCGCAUGGCGCUGCUCAAGCUGCACCGCAAGAGCACCCAGGGCGAGCGCCAGUUCGAGGACACCCAGAAUGGCGCCACCACCGUCAUCAACAUCCACGGGCUCGUCAACUCGGGCAAGAUCAACUUCGACAUCGACUCGGCCAACCAGUUCGCCAUCGACGAUGACGAGAUCAAGGGCCUGGGCGGUGUGAUCCUAGGCAAGACGCUGCAGAGGUUGUCGUCGAGGAAGGCCGAGAUUGAGAAGCUGAAGGAGGACGUACAGGGGACUCACAAGCAGCUUCUUGCCCUGCUGGAGCUGAAGCAAGCAGCGGCAAACCUCGCCGAGGCCAAGACAGCGGCCAAGCAGGGCCUAGCCAUCAUGCUGUUCACUAUUAUAACCAUCAUCUUUCUCCCGCUGUCCUUCUUCACCUCCUUUUUCGGCCAAAACGUGUCCGAGAUAACCGGAGAUCCCAAAAACCCCUCAACCGCCGACCUGUGGAAAUACGGAGGCCCCAUCAGCGCCGGCCUCAUUGUCAUUGCACUAGCGUUCGGUUUUUAUCUCAACAUGCCCGAGGCCAGGAUUUGGCACUGGAGCAUCUGGAAAUGGCGCACCUGGCAGUGGCCGAAACGGCUUCCCGGCAGGAGGCAGGACGACCCGUCUGCUCCAGGGGUGUAUCUGUCCGCAUACGCUCACGCGGACGGUAUUGAGAUGGCGUGAGUGCCCAUGGGGCGUGGACUGCACGUCCAUGGCCCCCGCAAGGCCGGCAUUUUCUCCGUUUUGUCCCUUCUUUCUCAGCGCGCCCCCUAGAGUCAAAUCGUCAUGUAAGGCCAGCUCGAAUGACGCCCGAGUCAACUCUGCCACUCUACCACACUGCCAUCGUAGCCCUAGUCACCAUCUCCCGACCCGCGAUGCCUAAUCUAAUGUAACAGAAUAUGGGGCGUCCCUCUCUACGACGGCA